Molecule: messenger RNA, 1605 nt
Organism: Puccinia triticina
Lineage: Eukaryota; Fungi; Basidiomycota; Pucciniomycetes; Pucciniales; Pucciniaceae
Exons: 12
Coding region: 1-1605 (534 amino acids)
Biological process (GO): glucan catabolic process
Cellular component (GO): extracellular region; cell surface
Molecular function (GO): beta-glucosidase activity
Source: RefSeq, a predicted model, not a curated record
AUGUUCCGCAAGAUAAGCCUAGUCUGCUUGGCAUUGAUCGCUUCUCCAGCAAUUGGAGAGCUUCCAGCAACUUAUAAGUAUGGCACGAACCUCGGUGGUUGGCUACUGAGCGAACCUUGGAUGAAGCCAGUCGAGUGGGCUGCAAUUGGGGGUGAAUAUUGUCCUGCAGAUAGCGCAUCGUGCGCCGCCAGUGAAUGGGGUCUUGCUCGCAAGUUGGGACAAAAAGCUGCCAACGAGGCCUUUCUGAAACAUUGGCAAUCUUGGUUCAAUCAGGAUCACGUCAAUCAGCUCAAGGCUUUAAAGCUAGAUCACGUCAGGAUUCCGCUUGGUUUCUGGAUCGUCGAGGAGCUUGUAGAGGCCCCAGCGGAACUCUAUGCUCAGGGAGGCUGGAUGGAACUGAAAAGAGGGCUGCGCCAACUCCGCGACGCCGGCUUCCAUGUAACACUCGACAUGCAUGCGAUGCCGGGAGUAUCGACUUCAAACCAGCAGUUUGCAGGAAAUGUCACCUCAGACGUCCAAUUUUACAAAGAUCAUAACUAUCAGCGAGCUCUUACUUGGGGCGCUGUGUUGGCCUCUAUGUCGCAUCUCGAUCCUGACUUCUCCAGCGUUGUGGCCAUCCAGUGCCUCAACGAGCCUCUGACUGAUGCCAACCUUACCCCAGGGUUAGAGCAGUACUACUCAGAUUUCGUGACCGUCACUCGGGUCGUUGAAUAUGCGAUCGGCGUUGAGUGCGAAGCCGACCUCCGAGAGUCUAUUCAUCGAUUGUCUCGCAGCAAAAAUGGCAUGGUAGCCCUGCGUGCAGCGAUCCCAUUGAUCGUGACUUAUGCAGGCAAAGCAAAAGUAGUCGUAGACCCCAAGAUACUUGAUUCUCUUAAGCGCUCUUCAGCAAGCCCAAGUCCUGUCGUAACAGCUCCAGUCCCUGUGGAAACAACAAUCAUCACUGCGACAUCAAGAUCAAGCGUUUCUGCCGCGGGCAUUCCAACAGAAGGCGACUCUGAGUGUCGAUCACCUCGAAUCAAUCCAACCAACAGUCAUCAGAAGUGCUCAAGAAGUCGUGUAUCACGAGCCUGCUUAGCCACAAUGGCUAUGCCCAAAAGAUGGCAAUGGAAAGGAAACGGCAACUCGAUGGUAAAUCACACUCUGGGGCCAGCAGCAUACGACGAUCACCUAUACUUUGCCUAUGGUGGAGUAGCUGAACCAAACAUCAAAUCAUACAUAUCGACAAUGUGUACUAUUCCGCAUUACCAGGCAGCAAAAAAGCUUGGGGAAGAACCGUACGGCCAUGGCGAAUUUUCGAUUGCUGUGAAUUUCAACGCGACUCAUGAUGACCUGCGCGCAUGGGGAGAUGCACAAAGAUUUAUGUACAAUCAGGAGCACUACUGGACAUUUUGGACCUUUAGAUUGGGACAGGUGUUAGAGCCCAAUCUCACUCAAAGUUAUACAGAAACUUGGUCUUACUUGGGAGCGGUCGAAGCUGGGGUAUGGCCGCGAGAUCCUUCACAAUACUACAAUCCUUCUAUAUGUGCACCUUUUAUCAACCCUACAUCAAAUUCGAGCAAAGCUGACCUUCCAGGCCCACAACUCAAUCAAACAAAACAACAUUAG